Prunus dulcis (almond) is the source of this 552-nucleotide messenger RNA. RefSeq names its product disease resistance protein RGA2-like. Lineage: Eukaryota; Viridiplantae; Streptophyta; Magnoliopsida; Rosales; Rosaceae. The record is from RefSeq and is a predicted model, not a curated record. Bases 57 to 365 code for a protein of 102 amino acids. The transcript has 2 exons.
UUUCGGCAAGAAUACUCUUUUCCUUUCUCCAAGUGAAUACUCUUUUCCUCUCUCCAAUGGCAGAAGGAGUCCUCUUCAACAUUGUACAAGGGAUCAUUGAAAGGUUAGGCUCCCGUGCUUUUGAAGAGAUUGGAUUGGUUUGGGGUGUCAACGAUGAGCUCCAAAAGCUUCAGCUUCUAGUUUCCCGACUCCGAGCUGUUCUUCUUGAUGCUGAGCAAAAGCAAGCCAACAAUGAAGCAGUCAAAGAGUGGCUCCAAAGCGUAGAAGAUGAAGUUUAUGAAGCUGAUGACGUGCUCGAUGAGUUUUAUACUGAAGCUCAGUGGAGACAAAUGGUGCCUGGAAAUAAUAAAGUGUCAAAGCAGUGAUUAAAAGAAGAAACUGAUUAGGCAUCCUGGCUUUGAUCAUACAAGUGACUCAGUUGUACUUGUAACUCUCAAAUUUCCUUAUGGCUUUUGACAUUGUGAAAGCAGUUUGUAUUUUGUCAUGAUGGCUGAUAUUUAUGAAUUAAAUUUCAGAUUCAUCUGCAAAGAAUGAGGUUAAUUCCCUUCAGUA